UGUUUGUUACGUCUUCACGUCUGGUUGCUGCUGCUGCUAAAAAUACUAUUCGAGAUUUCGAGAACUUUGUUUUUUCUGUGGCAACCGAGUCUCCAAUACGAUUUCGAGAACUUUCUGACAUCCCUAAACGCAUGGAAAAUAUUUGACAUUGACAUUAGAACUUAAAAUGAUGUAAGAAAAAAUAUUGAGCACUAUCUGUGCUGUGCCAUAGCUGUGGCCUCUCAUUCAUUCAUUGUCAUUUGUCAAUACUCAAUAGCACAACGGGUUAUGUUUCAGAUUAUUAAUUAAUUCUUCUUACAGUAGCAAUCAUAACGAACGGAGGUGUCUAUUUAGUUAUGUAGUAAUUACGAGGUUAAUGAUGUCGAGAAUUAGAGGAAUAGUUCAAAAAGAUGCGUUGCAGGCACCAAAGUAUAAACAUAACGAAAUUCUCAAAAAGAAAAACGAAGAUCAAUCAGCAAAUUCGAAAGAUGAGAUAGAAAAACAUCAAAUAAAUGAACUCUUACACAAAUUGCCAAGAUUGGAUAAAAUAUUUGAGGUUCACCGCAAAAUUGGUGAGGGUACAUUUAGCUCAGUAUACCUCGGGUCUCUACGGCAGCAUGCCUCCCUCUCCAAUGAUGAGAAGCGAUGGUUCGCUAUCAAACACCUGGUACCCACUGCACAUCCAGCUAGAAUUGAACAUGAAUUGCGCUGUCUACAGGAUAUUGGAGGCAAAGAGCAUGUCAUCGGAGUGGAGCUCUGUCUGCGGAACUUGGAUACUAUAGUUUUCAUAAUGCCUUAUAUACCUCAUAGAAAAUUUUCAGAAUAUGUAGGUGAAAUGGAUGCAACGGAGCUACGGCAGUACAUGCGAGCAUUGAUGGUGGCCUUGCGACAUGUGCAUUCCUUCGGGGUCAUCCACCGCGACGUCAAGCCCAGCAACUUCUUGUAUGAUCGAGAUAACAAACGAUAUUUGCUAGUCGAUUUCGGGCUAGCACAGCGCCUUUGUCCUGCACCUGAAGGAACGCCUAUGAUCGGCCCACCCCCAGCACACUCUAAUGGCGUACGGAAACGAACGCGUGAUGAGGAGGACGGGCCAGCUGCUAAGCGGGUGGCGCUCGACCUGAGUAUGGGCUCACCAGCGGCGACGGGGACUGCGACCAUUGCGGCGGCGGGACCAGAGGUAGCGGCGGCGGAGCCCAGGCCGGGGGCAGCGGGGUCCCGACCGGGGGCUACGGGGUCCCGGCCGGGGAUGUCGGGACCCAGGCCAGGUACUGUCGGGUCCAAGCCAGGAGCGGUAGGUCCCAGGCCUGGGCGCUGCCCGUGCGCCGGAGUGGCGGGCGUAUGUGACAUGUGCUCGGGACGGGCCGCGCCCCGGGCGCCGCGGGCGGGGACCCAGGGGUUCAGGCCGCCCGAGGUGCUGCUGAAGUACCCGCACCAGACCACGGCCGUGGACGUGUGGGCGGCGGGGGUGGUGUUGGCCAGCGCUUUAACGGCACGGUAUCCAUUCUUCCGCGCGAGCGACGACGUCGCCGCCCUGGCCGAGCUGGCCGACCUCGUCGGCACAGAGCCGCUGCAACGUGCCGCCGCGUCUCUGGGGCGGCGCGUGGUGUCGUCGAGCGCGCGGCGCGGCGUGUGCCUGCGCGCGCUGGCCGCCCGCCUGCGCGGCGAGCCGCUGCGGCGCGCGCCCUGCGUCUGCCGCCGCGAGUUCUGCCUCUGUCCCGAUCGCAUCAAAAAGGCGGAGGAGUGGGACCCGCGGCGCAGUGUGGCGGGGUUCCCGGACAGUGCGUUCUCGCUGGCCGCGCGCUUGUUGGACCCGGACCCGCGCACGCGCAUCUCUGCGCACGACGCACUGGCGCACCCCUUCCUGGCCGCCGCCGACUGACGCCGCCCACUGCACGGAACGCUCCCGUCUCAUGUUACGAUGAUGUUAUACUUUUUCAAGUUUAGUAGGUACCUAACGAUCUCCUAGAAUCGACGGGUCUUAACCGAGGACUGUCUACCUUUAAUAUUUAUUUUUGUUUUUUUUAAGCAUUAUGGUUGUGAAUUGACUUCAUAUCGAUUACUAUGCGUCCUAAGAGAUGUUAUAGGACACAAUACGAAUUUACUGUAGAUCUUGUCAGCCAUUUAACUUGGAGUAAAAUGUUUGACGCCAGUUGCGUGAACAGUUAACUUGAAAAUAAUAAAAGUGGCGUACAAAAUGGAUACAGUUACAGUGCCUUCCACGAGCGUCUGUGGCGCGUAGGUAUCUACAAGUGUCGCAUAUGUUCGGCGAAUAGAUUUCAUUGUUGAUUAGUUAUAAUGGGGAUCUCAAAAGUAAACAUAAGUUUCAUAUCGAGUACAAAGUAGUGAUAAGAAGUGGCGUGCUAUGCUAUGUAGCGACGCGGCUACGGGGUUUAUACAGAUAUCUGAUAGUACAACAUAAUAUUGUUAUUUACAAAUUUAGAAUAACAAUUUUUGUUUAAGAGUCCAUGUUUACGCCGUUUUAGUCACGGAACACAUGAAGUAAGUGAAGGUAGGAACUUUGACAGUAGUUGCCAGUAGUUGCCCCGUGUUUGAGCUGAUUAACUUGUAUUAACCCCUGGUAAUGCCCCUGCCGGAACGUAGAUAGACGCGAGACACAAUGCGUUUUCUAUUGUGCCUCACAUACCGACGGAUAAGUAGAUGUUAAUGAGAAAUUCGCACCCAUGUACGAUAUUAAUUAAGAUUGUUGUGUAUAGAUGAAAUGAAAUAAAAUGUCGGUUGUACGUUGAAGGUAAUAGGAGUAACAAGUCUGUGUAGCCUUGUACUAAAAACUGCGAUUAAAAAACCAAAAGGUAAAAUGAAAAUAAACACCUAUUACUUAUUAUUAUUAGUCAUUAUGCACUGAUAUGUUACCCAGUUAACCCGCCCACGGAUAGUUUAGAAGUCGAUGCCACAAGCCCAUAGCAAAAUAUAACUUUAUGGUCACAGGAAUAAUCUGUAAUAAAAUUAUAAACAUACAAGUUAAGGUUUUAAUGAAUAAUUUUGUUUAGAACGUAUGGCACCGACUUCUAGCCCGUAAGUGGGUGAGUAACCUGUCGGUGCAUCAUGACCAUCCAGGUAUUUGUGUGCACACAGUUACACUACAUCUUGCGUGAGCGAUAUAGAAGCGAACGCAAUUAUGAAGCGGCGACAGUGGACACGCGGAUACAAUGCGAUGCGGUGCGACGCGGCGGCAUUGUCCUACGUGCAUGCGAAUCGUUUCGUUUUUGUUUCCGACUGUCAUAAUUAGAUGGCGUGCUGUCACAUUUUUGUUUGGUUCUAAUGACGACGAUUCGCUUGCACGUAGGACUUGCCGCCGCGUCGCACCACAUCGCAUUGAAUUCACGUGUCACCGCUUUAUAAUCGCGUUCGCACGCAGGACGUUAGCGUUGGAUCGGUGUGUGGAUGGUGUGGUGACCCGUAAUAUGUGAAGGGUGAACUUGCUCAGACAUAAUUCAAGAUUCAAUGCAAUUAUACUGAGAAAUUUAAAAAAUUUGGGACACCUGUUUCGGCAUUCGCACUAGCUUUUUAUAUUUGUUAUUCUUAUAAAGAUAAUGACUAAUAAUAAGUAGGUAACCGAUAUUUUUCGCUUUGUAGUUCUUAUUUUACCUUUUGUGCCUUAGGUUUGGUUUUUCUCAACUUACAUUUUGUCUAAUUUUAACCUAUUCGUGUAGGUAUUUAAUAAGUAUUGGCGGUUUCACUGUAUUAUGUGUUCCGUGGCUUUAUUUAUUGAAAACGUUUACCUUUACAUGUGCCUUUAAUGUGUUCAGAGAAUAUUUGUUAUGUUACCUCAUUGUAUACAAACUAUAAUAAAGUAUUACUGAAACAAUCAAUAUUGUUUCCACUACACCUA
Molecule: messenger RNA, 3829 nt
Organism: Spodoptera litura
Lineage: Eukaryota; Metazoa; Arthropoda; Insecta; Lepidoptera; Noctuidae
Gene: Cdc7
Product: Cdc7 kinase
Biological process (GO): mitotic DNA damage checkpoint signaling; protein phosphorylation
Cellular component (GO): nucleus
Molecular function (GO): ATP binding; protein serine/threonine kinase activity
Source: RefSeq, a predicted model, not a curated record